AUGGCAUCUUUGAGUAUGACCCAGAUCAGAGCCGGGAAUUGGGCAUCUGGGUUUGGCUUGAAUUGGGCUGGGAGGGUUCAGGGUAGUCCCAGCAGUGUUGGGUUUAAGGUUUUUGCUUCAGAGACUCAAGCUACAGAGCCUGAUCUUAGUGUCACUGUUAAUGGGUUGCACAUGCCCAACCCCUUUGUUAUUGGGUCGGGUCCACCAGGGACCAAUUACACUGUCAUGAAGAGGGCCUUUGAUGAAGGUUGGGGUGCUGUGAUUGCUAAAACUGUUUCACUUGAUGCAGCAAAAGUUAUAAAUGUAACACCUCGAUAUGCCCGAUUACGGGCAGGUGCAAAUGGCUCUGCAAAAGGAGAAAUUAUUGGGUGGGAGAACAUAGAACUUAUCAGUGAUAGGCCACUUGAAACCAUGUUGAAAGAAUUCAAGCAAUUAAAAGAAGAGUAUCCCGACAGAAUUCUCAUUGCUUCAAUCAUGGAAGAGUACAAUAAGGCUGCUUGGGAGGAGCUUAUUGAUCGUGUUGAGCAAACUGGAGUUGAUGCAAUCGAAAUAAAUUUCUCAUGUCCUCAUGGUAUGCCAGAACGCAAAAUGGGUGCUGCUGUUGGGCAAGAUUGUGCUCUUCUGGAAGAGGUUUGUGGAUGGAUAAAUGCUAAAGCCACAAUUCCUGUUUGGGCUAAGAUGACUCCAAAUAUAACGGAUAUUUCACAGCCAGCAAGGGUUGCACUAAGUUCUGGAUGUGAAGGAGUAUCUGCCAUAAAUACAAUCAUGAGUGUCAUGGGAAUCAAUCUCACGACUUUGCGUCCCGAGCCUUGUGUUGAGGGGUACUCAACUCCUGGGGGGUAUUCUGCAAAGGCAGUCCAUCCCAUAGCACUCGGGAAAGUGAUGAGCAUUGCAAAGAUGAUGAAGUCAGAGUUUGAUAGCGAGAACUAUUCACUUUCUGCCAUUGGUGGUGUUGAGACAGGUGGAGAUGCUGCUGAAUUUAUUCUUCUUGGGGCAAACACUGUUCAGGUGUGCACUGGUGUUAUGAUGCAUGGCUAUGGUCUUGUGAAGAAACUAUGUGUUGAGCUUCAAGACUUCAUGAAAAAACACAAUUUUACAUCAAUAGAAGACUUCAGAGGGGUUUCUCUUGAGUACUUUACUACUCACACUGAGUUGGUAAGAAGGCAGCAGGAAGCAAUUCAGAAGAGGAAAGCUAUAAAGAAAGGCUUGCAAUCUGACAAAGACUGGACAGGAGAUGGUUUUGUGAAAGAAAGUGAAAGUAUGGUAUCUAACUGA
Molecule: messenger RNA, 1275 nt
Organism: Sphenostylis stenocarpa
Lineage: Eukaryota; Viridiplantae; Streptophyta; Magnoliopsida; Fabales; Fabaceae
Source: the annotation of a GenBank genome assembly